Messenger RNA from Etheostoma spectabile (orangethroat darter), 4276 nucleotides. RefSeq names its product guanine nucleotide binding protein (G protein), gamma 13b (gene gng13b). The coding region runs from base 482 to 685 and encodes 67 amino acids. Gene Ontology annotation, molecular function: G-protein beta-subunit binding. Gene Ontology annotation, cellular component: heterotrimeric G-protein complex. NCBI's taxonomy places the organism in Eukaryota, Metazoa, Chordata, Actinopteri, Perciformes, Percidae. The record is from RefSeq and is a predicted model, not a curated record. Gene Ontology annotation, biological process: phospholipase C-activating G protein-coupled receptor signaling pathway; sensory perception of taste. The transcript is spliced from 3 exons.
CGCGCACGCCCGGAAGCUCAUAUAGGAGGCUCCCAGCAGAGAAGCGGCGGAGCGCGCACCGGACCAGCUCGUUAACUUGCUAUGUCCCCUCCCCUCAUUCUUCAGCUUCAGCAGCAGCCAGACAUCGACCUACCGGCUAAAGAGAGGCUCCUCCACCUCCAGCACUCCAGACAGACUUAGACUGGUCGUCAUCGUCUGUUUUUACUCCGGAGACUGCGGAUUUUGUCCCUGGUUUAUUUCCCAGAGGAUAGGCUACUGAGAGUGCGCACCGCCUCCCCGAGACAAACUAAGUGUACGGACAUUAAGUCUGCUGUUAUAUUUAUUUUAUAGCUGGGGACUCAAAUCCUCUAGCAUUGUGUCGGUCCAGCCGUCCUCUCUUCCACCCCCCCUCCGGUUUAACUGCACCGGUCAGACUUGGAAAGAGCAACAGCCUCCACCGGCGCAUCAGUGAGGUAGAAAAGCCCUACAUCGAGCUGCAGUCAUGGAUGAGUGGGACGUACCCCAGAUGAAGAAAGAGGUGGAGAGCCUCAAGUACCAGCUGGCCUUCAAACGAGAGAAGUCCUCCAAAACAGUGACUGAUUUGGUAAAGUGGAUAGAGGACGGCGUCCCCGAGGAUCCCUUCCUGAACCCGGAGCUGAUGAAGAACAACCCCUGGGUGGAGAAAGGAAAGUGCAUCCUUCUCUAGAAGAAAAAAACAACAACCACCCUGCCACAACCUUUCAACUCUAACCAACACACAGAUGACCCCUGAACCCGACCCUCCUGUCCCAGCCUGUGAAAGCCAUGGCAGGACAGCGCCUCCUAACGUCUCACCGUGAAUGUACGACAGCUGAUGUCCCCCAACUUCCCUGUCCACACACUCCAACAAAGGCACAAAAACACACUACAAACUUUUUUUUUUUUUUUUCCUGACCACCACGCAUCUACUGCAAGUUUAUUCCUGCCACGGCAAUGCAUCAUUACUAUGAUAUAUGAUGACGAUGAUCAAUACUCCUAUUACAUGUCUCUGUAUGAUAGAUGACGACUUAUUUAUGCAGCUGCCAGUCACACACUUUCUCUCCUCUUACAAUCUCUACUCUUCAUUGUGAGAGUAGCAGCUUUUUUCCUUCUAUUUUUGAUAAGUUGUAAAAUUCUCACUUCCAGACUCACUGCAGAUCUGCUGAGGGAACUUUUUUCCACGUUGAGAUAGAACUACUUGCUCUCACAAAAUGAUAAUAAAACCUAGGCACUUUUUAAAUUGAAAGUCAAUAGAUUGCAAACUGUAGUUGACAAAAUAACUAACCUCGUUACAACAAAACUAUUCAUAAGAACCUAUGAAGAUUUAUAAUUGAAUGAAAAUGAUUUAAAGUAAAUACAGAAUACUUAUUUUCCAAGGAUUUGCUGUUGUCGUCUUACAGACAAUGGUUUUAAUGUUUCACAAUUCCCCUAAGUUAGAAAUCUACCUUAAAAGACACGUCGGACCUUCAUGUAAAGGACUUUAAGACUCCUGACUGUAGCGUAGAUAUUGAUUAAAUCCACAAGUGAUUUAACACACUUAUAUUUACAGAUAUCAAAUUGCUUGGUUUUCCUGGGCUACAUGUAUGUUGGGUUUACUCCAGGUUAGACGGUGGUGGUAAUGCACGCUGUAGGUGUAGGUGGCCCGAUCCGUAUGGAAAACCCAAUCUGUUUGUUGACUAAUUACUUAAAGGUAAAAUGAGUAGGAUUUUUUUUUUGGUUUGUAAACGCACUCUCAUUUUGGAACCAGCUUUGUGCGUUUGGUAUUUGGCCUCAUUAUAUUUUAAAUAUACAUCCAAGGCCCACAUCCAAUAGGAAGCUAUGAAAAUGGCUGUUUUCAUAGCUUCCUAUUGGAUGUGGGCCUACAAUCUGGUACCUGGUCGCUGCUUUUUAACACAGCAAAAUGUUUAAAAAAAAGACAAAAUACAGGCAGAGAGCAGGAUCUUUGCAGAUAUGAACACCACCACACACUUCUAGUGGGUCAUAAGUGCUGACUGAGAGGAAUUAUUUUUGUCUUUACAAUGGUUUUAAGGAAAAUCCUACUCAUUGUGCCUUCAACCUUAAUACGUAAAACCACAAAUUGUACUAACAAAUGAUCCCACUGUUACGGAUCAGAUCCUUUAAAGAUAAAGAAGUGGAAGCCAUCUAAUGAGUUGCUUAAAAGGAGUCAGUAUGCUUGACUCAAACUAGUGUCGUCUGACUGUGACGUAGCUGCCAGGGUUUGAGAACUAAGAAAGGAUCAUUAUCAUAUUGCAUUUGUGUUUUCAGCGUUUACUUCUAUCUUCCCGCUGUGACUACGGUUUUCCUACAUGUGUAGUUUGGAUUUCACACAAAAUUUUAAAGCAUGGUUAUCGCAUUUACAUUCUAAAAAGACGAGAACUGCAACCAGUUUUGUUUGCUUCAAUGUCAUUAGAUCGCAAAGUUUAAUAGCAGCUCCGUUUGUGUUGUCAAAGCAGAUUGAAGCUAUGGGUCUCUGGGGGGUGGUGGGGGGUGCUUCUUUUCCUCCUUAGCUACACACUCUAAGGACAACACACCGCAUCAAACAAGCCAUGCACACACACGCUAUCUCUCUCCACACAGACAAAACCCCUUUAACUUAACUUAUUAACUUAUUGAUUAAUACUUGGAUUAUUUAUUUAUUUAUUUAUUGACUGAGGUUGGAUUUUUUUCCCCUCAACUCACCUUUUUCACUCCCUUUCCUCAUACCCCUCUCCCUCCCCCAAAAAAACAAUAAAUGACCACACACACACAAAAAAAAAAAGACUAAACCUUGCCAGAUCACCGUCUACUACUGCCUUGUACACAGUUUCCUUAAAACGAGAAUGUAAAUAUGUGGCAUGAUAACCACUGACCUCAGAACUGGCCUGUGUGUGCGUGCACGUGACUGUAAUUGUGAUUUUACGUGUGCGUAUUUAUUUUCUUUAAAACCAAAAAAUGCAUACAUUUGAACAUUAAGCUCCCUUGUGGAUUGACACACACAUACUGUACUGUACAUGCACACACACACACACACAUGCAGCUGUGUCACACACACAGGCAAGCCUGAGGCUGAGCAGAACACACACACACACACUGAGAAUGUGUAUGAGGGGAGGUGUAGCAAGGAUGUGGGAUUCUCUAAUCUACUUGGGACAGGGGAGCCUCACAUCAUCUCAGUACUGUAAUGAGUCUCAUUAUAUACAUUUUCUUCAAGAUGACCCGGCUCCCAAAAGGCUACUCAGCGCUUGGAUCACUUUGGUCAUUUAAUGUAAAACUGCAAAUAUUUAAUUUACCUAUAAAAAAAAUUAAAAAAACUCAAUUUCAACAAUGACGCGGUCCAUGACGUGCUAAUAAAUUAUUCAAUUUUUUAUCAAACAUGCAUGCAUCUAUCUUAGACCCGCGCUUCAUAUGUUCUAUAAAACAUGUCAGACUAGCAAAGUUUCCAUCCAAUCAUACUGACAUGUUUCAGAUUUAUUAAAAAUCCUUUUUGGGAACAAAGAAAAACUGCAAAUGUAAAAUUGUAUCACUGUAGCUGAAGUGAGACCGGUGAAUUUCGGAUGUCCAGUACAACAAUAAGCUUAUUAUGCAACAUGACGACUCCAAAUGGAGCCAUUUUUAUAAAGUCUUUGGUUCACUGGCAUGUUAAGUAUACACCUCCCUUAUUUUAUUUUAUUUUUUAUUUCAUUUGAUUUUUAUUGAAUAGUUUAGGUGUUGGAAAGUACAAUGUGUGUUAACUAGUUGACAGAAUGAUGCUAAAGCUUUGUGUUAUAAUCUAGCCUCGUAAUUUCAUAAUAAAUGCAUGAAGAGGGACUUUUAAAACGGCUUCCAAGGUACAAAGAACUACAGUUCUGAGCUUCAGGUUUGUAGCUUCCUCCAGUGUUGAGUUUAUUCUCUCUUCCAACAUGGGUUUUAAACUUUUUGUUCUCUUACAACACCACUGGAAAUGCAACAAAUGCUGUCCUCUACAGUCUUACAGCAGCUCCAAAAGUACACGAGACGAUUCCUGAGUCUGCCUGUCCCUUAUCUGUUUUCUGUUCAGCAACUGUAACUUUAUUUGGUUUGUUUUUAUAUAAUCUCAACAUGCAUACGUAUGUAAGUUAUUACUAUUAUAAUGGAAGCAUAAAAUCUUGUCUAAAUAUCUAGCAACCUAUUCCUUGUAAGAGUGCUUUGGGAAAAAAAUAUUAUGCAUCUGAUCAAGUCCUAGUGUAAAGAUGACAAUGAGCAAUAAAUUAAAGAUCAUUUUUUAUUGAAUGUUUUACAAAAACAUUUAUGUUAUUGAAUAAAGUAGAAGAUUUUUAGACAA